GCCGUGGCCGGUUUACGCAACACGCAACAGACGAAUAAUCUGUCGGCUGGUCGGUUCUCGGUUCUCACAGGCGUUUUCUCUCGUGCGAGGAUUCUCAGCGAAAAGAAAUGUUGCGCGUCGUAGCGACACGCGUGGCCUCGGCGGCGCGCAGCGCGAUGGUGCCGCGGGGCUCGGCUGCCGUCGUCGGCACCCAGUGCACCAGGUCAGCCCACGGCGGUCCCAAGGAGACCGACGAGGAGUUCGAUCAGCGAUAUGUGAAUUUCUUCAACCGCAACGACAUCGAUCACUGGGAGAUCCGGAAGGCCAUGAACGAUCUGGCCGGUAUGGAUCUUGUGCCAGAGCCAACGGUUAUAUGCGCAGCGUUAAAAGCUUGCAGAAGGUUAAAUGACUAUGCGCUCGCUGUAAGGUUCCUAGAGUGUGUAAAAGAUAAAGGUGGACCACACGCCGACAAAAUCUAUCCCUACAUCAUUCAAGAAAUUAGGCCCACUUUGAACGAGCUGGGUAUUAGCACGCCUGAAGAGCUAGGAUACGACAAGCCAGAAUUAGCCUAUGAAUCGGUGUAUCAUAUGUAAUGAACGAAAAACUAUGCUGUAUAAAUUCUAGUAUUUAUAUAUUCUUAGCUGCUGCCUCGGAUGCAAACGUUAAGAGAACAAUUUGUCAGUAAAACUAAACUAUACACAUGUAUCUGCGUAGUCAGCAGCAUUGUUGAAUAAACAACCACAAUUAUAUUAACGUCUGUUGUUCAUGAAAAAUCAAAACAAUUUAUAAUACUUUACGUGAGACGCGCCAGAAUUUUAAUUAGAGAUUUAAUUACAAAGAUAUAAAAUUUAUAAGGAUUGUGGACAGAAUUGUAACCACCUUCGACACUUUUACCGAAGGAAAAAAAAACUGCAAUUUGUACUUAAAAUUAAAAUUGCUUGUCGGAUA
Temnothorax curvispinosus is the source of this 927-nucleotide messenger RNA. It is a transcript of the gene COX5A, whose product is annotated as cytochrome c oxidase subunit 5A, mitochondrial. Gene Ontology annotation, biological process: mitochondrial electron transport, cytochrome c to oxygen. Gene Ontology annotation, cellular component: mitochondrial inner membrane. The record is from RefSeq and is a predicted model, not a curated record. Lineage: Eukaryota; Metazoa; Arthropoda; Insecta; Hymenoptera; Formicidae. The transcript has 2 exons. Bases 108 to 572 code for a protein of 154 amino acids.